AUGCGUCCAACAUUCGUUAAUAUUUGCCUAUGUGUCAUCUUCUUGUUACUUGGCUUAACACUAUCAGCAAACGCCUAUUCAUUACAUAACAGUAACGAUGAUGAUUUUGCUUGGAAUCAAUUUGAUACCAUUGAUCAUGGUUUAAACGCUCGUGGUGUAUCCCGAUUUUGGAAACGUGUUCCACAUCGAGCAUUUUGGAAACGUGGUUUAAAUUCAUUUUAUGGAAACACUAUGGAUAGACACGAUCCAAUGUUUGACAAUGAUAAACGUUAA
Messenger RNA from Didymodactylos carnosus, 273 nucleotides. Lineage: Eukaryota; Metazoa; Rotifera; Eurotatoria; Philodinida; Philodinidae. The record is from the annotation of a GenBank genome assembly.